AUGAGGUUGAUCCUGUUAUUUGGUGCCCUUUUUGGGCACAUCUACUGUCAAGAAACAUUUGUGGGAGACCAAGUUCUGGAGAUUGUCCCAAGCAAUGAAGAACAAAUUAAAAAUUUGGUGCAAUUGGAGACCGAAGAACAUCUCCAGCUUGAUUUUUGGAAAUCACCCACCGCCCCAGGAGAGACAGCCCACAUCCGAGUUCCCUUUGUCAGCAUACCUGCAGUCAAAGUUUUCUUGGAGUCCCAGGGAAUUACUUAUUCCAUCAUGAUUGAAGAUGUUCAGGUUCUGUUGGACCAAGAGAAAGAAGAAAUGCUGUUUAAUCAGAGAAGAGAACGAAAUGGUAACUUCAACUUUGGGGCCUACCACACCUUGGAAGAGAUUUCCCAAGAAAUGGAUAACCUCGUGGGUGAGCACCCUGAUCUGGUGAGGAAAGUGAAUAUCGGCUCUUCUUUUGAAAACCGGCCCAUGAACGUGCUCAAGUUCAGCACCGGAGGAGACAAGCCAGCCAUCUGGCUAGACGCUGGAAUCCAUGCUCGAGAGUGGGUUACACAAGCUACUGCACUGUGGGUAGCAAAUAAGAUUGCCUCUGAUUAUGGAAAUGAUCCUUCCAUCACCUCCAUUUUGGACACCAUGGACAUCUUCCUGCUGCCAGUCACAAACCCGGAUGGAUAUGUGUUCUCUCAAACCCAAAAUCGGAUGUGGCGAAAGACCCGGUCCAAGGUCUCUGGAAGCCUCUGUGUCGGUGUAGAUCCUAACCGGAACUGGGAUGCAGGUUUUGGAGGACCUGGAGCCAGUAGCAAUCCUUGCUCUGAUUCAUACCAUGGACCCAGGGCCAACUCUGAAGUUGAAGUGAAAUCCAUAGUGGACUUCAUCAAGAGUCAUGGGGAAUUUAAGGCCUUCAUUACCCUCCACAGCUAUUCCCAGCUGCUCAUGUACCCUUAUGGGUAUAAAUGUACCAAGUCAGAUAACUUUGAUGAGCUGGAUGAACUGGCCCAAAGGGCUGCCCAGUCUGUGACAAGCCUGCAUGGCACCAAGUACAAAGUGGGACCAAUAUGCUCAGUUAUCUACCAAGCCAGUGGCGGAAGCAUUGACUGGUCCUUUGACUCUGGCAUCAAGUACUCGUUUGCCUUUGAACUGAGAGACACAGGCCACUAUGGCUUCCUCCUGCCGGCCAAGCAGAUCUUACCCACAGCUGAAGAAACCUGGCUUGGCUUGAAGACAAUCAUGGAGCACGUGCGAGACCACCCAUAUUAG
Molecule: messenger RNA, 1254 nt
Organism: Sciurus carolinensis (gray squirrel)
Lineage: Eukaryota; Metazoa; Chordata; Mammalia; Rodentia; Sciuridae
Gene: Cpa2
Product: carboxypeptidase A2
Exons: 11
Coding region: 1-1254 (417 amino acids)
Biological process (GO): proteolysis
Molecular function (GO): zinc ion binding; metallocarboxypeptidase activity
Source: RefSeq, a predicted model, not a curated record